GAAGGGGGCUGCUACUUGUCAGGAAGCGUUAGCAAGAACCCAGAACCACUACGUCUCCCCACAUCCGAAACAACAAGGUUUUCCUUGGACUUAACAUCGUUUCUUUUUUCUCUGGAUACUGAAUAUUCGUCCUGGCAAGCGUUGGAAUUAAACUGUCGUUAAGCGAAAGUCAAAGUUGCCCCAGGGAGGGAGCUUCAACUUGGCCCGAACGUCCAAUGUACUGAACGAAACGGAAGCAACUUGCCAGCUGUCUGGCUAAAGCUCGCUAGUUUCUGAAUGCCAACUCUGGGGGUGAUGGAGUUGAGCAGGCAACUCUGUGGGAAGAUGAGGAGGUCCAGCAAGAGAGCACAACUCUCCUCUUCUCCUUCUUCCACUUGGGGCCUGGAGAUCCACUUUUACACACCAGACCUGCAUCAGCUUGAGUACUUUAAAGGGUGCUACACUGUUGAGGAGCUCUGCGUGGAUGCUGCCAAAAAAAGCUUAAUCUCCCCCUUGUGCCAUAAUCUAUUUUCCCUGUACAACGAGACGACCCACACAUGGUACCCCCCCAACUAUGAGUUCAAGAUCACAGAUUUGACCAGUAUCAAGUUGCACUAUCGCAUGAGAUUUUAUUUCAGAAACUGGCAUGGCACUACUGAAGGAGAGUCUCCAGUGUGGAGACACUGCAUCAGUAAACUCAAAGGGGGACUUAGUCCACAGAAAACACCAGAGGGAACACCCCUACUGGAUGCUGCAUCUCUUGACUACCUUUUUGCACAGGGCCAGCAUGACUUUCAGAAGGGGUUGGUUUCACUGAGGACAGCCCAGACAGAGGCAGAGCAACACGAGAUAGAAAAUGAGUGUCUGGGCAUGGCUGUGCUUGCCAUCAGUCACUAUGCAAUGACCAUGCCUGUGCCAGCUGUUCCCCAUGAAGUCAGCUACAAACGUUUUAUCCCGGAGUCACUGAACCGCACCAUUAAGCAGCGCAACAUACUGACACGGAUCCGCAUCAACAAUGUCUUCAAGAAAUUCCUCAGUGAAUUCAACGGCCGCACAGUCAAGGAUAGCAACAUCACUCCGUAUGACCUGAAGAUCAAGUACUUGGCCACACUGGAAGGCCUGACCUGUGGCCUGGGCAGCGAGCUGUUUGAGCCCAUCUAUCUCGUUGUCACACAGGAAGGAGAGCUUGCCAAUGGAGGGUACUAUAACCAGAACCAGGGGCAAAUUCAGAAUAACAACAUGGAGGUAUUGGUCACUGGUACCACUGGCAUUUCCUGGAGGGAAAAAUCUGCUACAGUCACAUGGGUGGUGUUCUGUGACUUCCAUGAGAUCAUACACACCGCCAUCAAAGAGGCAGUGGUCACCAUCUAUAGACAGGACAAGAGGAUGGAGAUGCAAAUGAAUUCUCGGACCGAAGCACUUUCCUUUCUUGCCCUUGUGGACGGUUACUUCAGGCUGACAGUCGAUGCGCACCACUACCUGUGCAAGGAGGUGGCCCCGGCUUCAGUGGUGCACAACACCAGCAAUGGCUGCCAUGGUCCCAUAUGUACGGAAUAUGCCAUCCACAAGCUGCGUCAAGAGGGCAAUGAGGAGGGCACAUACAUCCUGCGCUGGAGCUGCACUGACUACCAGUACAUCAUCAUCACUGUAGUGUGCACUGAGCUUGAUCUGAAGGAAUCUCGUCCUGUGCGCCAAUAUAAGAACUUCCAGAUUGAGGUGGCAUCUGAGGGGUACCGUCUGUAUGGCACUGACACAGUACGGCCCUCUCUGAGGGAGCUGCUCGAGCAUCUAGAGGGCCAGAGUCUUCGAACUGACCACCUGCAAUUCCAGCUGCUGCGCUGCUGCCCCCCACAGCCCAGAGAGGUGUCCAACCUGCUGGUGGUCACUAAAGAGAGAGCAUUGUCCCCACAGACGUCCAUGCAGGACAGUCAUCUCAGUUUCCAUCGCAUUCUCAAAGAGGAGAUUCAACAGGAGGAGCACCUCGGUCGGGGCACAAGAACCAACAUCUACUCGGGCACACUCCGGGUGAAGAGCGAGGAGGAUGAGGACGCAGGUUACUCAUCUUUUCAGGAGGUCAAAGUUGUCCUGAAGGUGCUGGGAUCUGGACACAGGGACAUCUCCAUGGCCUUCUUUGAAACAGCCAGCAUGAUGCGACAAGUUUCCCAGAAACACAUUGUUCUGCUGUAUGGAGUGUGUGUCCGCCACCAGGAGAAUAUCAUGGUGGAGGAGUUUGUCCAACUAGGACCCUUGGAUGUGUUUAUAAGGAGAGAGCAGGCUCAACUCGGCACACCAUGGAAGUUCCAGGUUGCCAAGCAGCUGGCUUCAGCUCUCAGCUACUUGGAGGAUAAAAAGCUUGUUCAUGGCUUCGUUUGUGCUAAGAACAUCCUGCUGGCCAGAGACGGACUGGACCCUGAGGAAGGAGGACCCUUCAUCAAGCUCAGCGACCCAGGAAUACCCAUCACAGUGCUUACCAGAGAGGAGUGUGUGCAUCGUAUCCCAUGGAUCGCUCCAGAGUGCGUCAAGAGUGUGUCUGCCCUGAGUAUUGCAGCAGACAAGUGGGGCUUUGGUACCACCCUGUGGGAGAUUUGCUAUAAUGGAGAAGUCCCCCUCAAUGAGAAGAAACUCACAGAGAAGGAGAGAUUCUAUGAAAAGGAGUGCCAGCUGGCCACGCCAGACUGUACAGAGCUGGCUGAACUGAUGACCCACUGCAUGAACUAUGACCCAAAGAAGAGGCCUUUCUUCAGGGCUAUUGUCAGAGACAUUGACAUGCUGGAAGAAAAAAACCCAUCUAUCAAACCCCAACCUACAGCAGUGGUGGACCCAACUAUGUUUGAAAAGAGAUUCCUGAAGAAGAUUCGAGACCUAGGAGAGGGCCACUUCGGUAAGGUGGAGCUGUGCCGCUAUGACCCUCGGGGAGACAAAACUGGGGAACUGGUGGCAGUGAAGUCUCUGAAGCCUGAGAAUCGGGAAGAGCAGUGCAACAACCUCUCGAGUGAGAUCGACAUCCUGAAAGCACUUUACCAUGAAAACAUUGUCAAAUACAAGGGCAUUUGCCAAGAGGAAGGUGGUCAGGCAAUUAAGCUGAUCAUGGAGUAUCUUCCACUGGGCAGUUUGAAAGAGUAUCUGCCCAGAAACAAGAGCAAGACCAACCUCUGCACCCUGCUGAGCUAUUCCAUCCAGAUAUGCAAGGGAAUGGAAUAUUUGGGAACAAGGAGUUACAUCCACAGAGACCUGGCGGCCCGAAAUGUGCUGGUGGAGAACGAGAGGACGGUGAAGAUUGGAGACUUUGGCCUCACCAAGAGCAUCAAGGAAAACGAGGGAUACUACACCGUCAAGGAUGACCACGACUGCCCUGUGUUCUGGUACGCUCCGGAGUGUCUGACUCUGUGCAAGUUUUACCUUGCUUCAGACGUUUGGUCCUUUGGUGUGACGAUGUACGAGCUCAUCACGUACUGUGACUCCACCAAGAGCCCAAUGACGCUCUUCCUCAGUAUGAUUGGUCAGACUCAGGGUCAGAUGACCAUCAUCCGACUGGUGAAUUUGUUGCAAGACGGGAGGAGGCUGCCACGUCCUGAGGGUUGUCCCGAGCGCGUAUAUGAGCUGAUGCGCAGGUGCUGGGAGCAAUCGCCCGAUAGGAGAAUCGCCUUCAAGUGCCUGAUCGAGGAACUCACCAACAUGAUGCAACAGCUCCAACCCUUGAACAGCUCCUGAACAUCCGACUGUUUGAGGUCAUGGGAGUGACAGUGACUCGUGCAUGCAGACAUGGACAAUGACGAACAGAUGCUUAAAGGGAAAAAAAACAAACCCAAAACAAACACCUGCCUGUGUUCUUUUUACUGAGAGACAGUACAGAGGGGGUCGCCCUGCUGCUUAUUCACAUAUAACCCGUAUUCAUAACAUUGUUUUUAGCCCACCACACUUUUUAAAUAUUUUAUUUGACGGCAGGAUAUUCGCCGCUUAUUCAUAUUUUUUUCACAUUUGUGUUGAUUGUGGAUGAAAUGAGAUGAUCCCCGUCAAACCCUGUAGCCUUAUCCCGUGCUAAAUGUGACCUUAUAUUAUCUUUCAGCAAAAAAUAUAUCUAAACACAUUCAUAUAUAAAGUAGCCACACGUGGACCUGUCAAAAGGGGCUCUGAAGGACUUGUACGCGGACGGAGACCGAAAAGAAAGACGUGGAACAAGAGGACUGUUUUAACACUCACUUGUACACAGUUUUAACGGUCGUGCGUCAGACGUCCGAGUGACCGCUGAUAAAUCAUGGUGAGAGACGCUCGAGCUGACGACGCACAGACAAUAACGCAACUAAAGGAGAAGCUGUGGCUCUGCACUCUGUGUCAUUGAGUCUUCUGGUUUCAUGGAGUAAUCGGUGAUUGAUGGGCAGACGCUGUCGCCAGAGGACUGGUUGUAAUUGAGCCGCAGCAGUUUCCCCUUUCUGCUGCAUUGUUGUAAUUACUUUAGAUUUCAAACUGUCACGCGGUCAAUCAACGGAGAAACUUAAUUCGUUUUUUCUUGUUCUUUUUAUGUUUUUUUUCUGCUUUCGUGUCUUGUCUUUGUAACGUGUACCUUUGGGUUUUUUGGACGUCAUUUUUAACUUGCAAGUUAUUCCUCGCGUUUGUUUUAGUUUCUUACAUUUCAGAAGGACAGAGCGAGACGAGCGGAACAGAAUAUUCGUGUCACUGUUCGGAUCGUUUAAGUUUUUCUGUAAUGAUUUAUGAGCGUGACCAUCUUCAGUCUACCAAAGACGGAUAGUGUGAACUCCACACUUCAGAUGAAUGAAUGCAAGGAGUUUGGUUUUGGAUCAGAUCAAGAGGGCAGCACUUGUUUAGAGGUGUUAGGAUUAAAAGUCACAGAUAGAUACUGGCCACUAGAGGGCAACAUAACUUCACUUUUACUGUCAGCUCUCAGCCUUUACUGUGUAUAUAAGAGCUGAUUGUCAUAGUUGUGUCAGUUGAGGAACUGAUGAUGGGGAGAGAUAAAUCACUGAUAAUUCACAUGGCAUUUUUGUUUUAGAUAAAUAUUCUAUUUCUUUAAUUGACAUUCAUAGUUAUUUGUUUUUUUAUAUAAAACAUUUUACUUUUCAUUCUUCAUUAUGCCAGAAAAUCUAUCUGUGAGUGAGAAAACAAACAUUUGAGCAGAGGAUACUGUAGCUGCAUAAUUUCACUCAGUCACUUCAGUUAAUCUCCAACUAUGAUUUUUGUGUAUUGGCAAAAUGUUAGUUGGUAAGAACAAAAAAAACACAGGUAUGCUUUGAUCCACAUUUUAUUUAGGAAUGUAAAAGACAAUUCCUUCUGCUCAGAGAAAAGACAUAUAUAUAUUUUCAAAAUAUAAGACAAAAGUAUGAACUAUGGAAGGUAAAAGUAUCCAUAAAUACACAAUGAAAAAAUAAAUAAAAUCAAUGUCUCCUUUGA
Solea senegalensis (Senegalese sole) is the source of this 5385-nucleotide messenger RNA. RefSeq names its product Janus kinase 1 (gene jak1). Gene Ontology annotation, cellular component: cytoskeleton; membrane; cytosol. Gene Ontology annotation, molecular function: cytokine receptor binding; non-membrane spanning protein tyrosine kinase activity; ATP binding. NCBI's taxonomy places the organism in Eukaryota, Metazoa, Chordata, Actinopteri, Pleuronectiformes, Soleidae. The transcript is spliced from 25 exons. Gene Ontology annotation, biological process: cell surface receptor signaling pathway via JAK-STAT; tyrosine phosphorylation of STAT protein; hemopoiesis. The record is from RefSeq and is a predicted model, not a curated record. The coding region runs from base 277 to 3690 and encodes 1137 amino acids.